Torulaspora globosa is the source of this 867-nucleotide messenger RNA. It is a transcript of the gene UTP30, whose product is annotated as Utp30p. Lineage: Eukaryota; Fungi; Ascomycota; Saccharomycetes; Saccharomycetales; Saccharomycetaceae. The record is from RefSeq and is a predicted model, not a curated record. The transcript has a single exon. Bases 1 to 867 code for a protein of 288 amino acids.
AUGAACAAUGAAGUACAGAGCACUGGCAAUCGAAACUUUAUCACAUUAAUGGUAUCUCCAAUACGGUUGGACAAGGAUGGCGUCGCUGUCAGGGCCUUAGAAUCGUUGCUAGCUCAUUGUGAAAGUGACAGGAACUUAAAGCAGGAUAAGAAUGUUCAUAUGAUUCUGUACAUGGGCAAAAAGAUGGGCAUACAGAAGGAUUAUGUACCGCGAAUAAUCCCAUUGAGAUCAUGCAAGCUUAAUAAGCCAAAGGAUCUACGGAUCCUGUUAAUUACCAAAGAUCCAAGCAACAAAUAUCGCGCAGCAUUAACUGCUGACAGUGCUACAUCAGAUCUUUUCAAAGAAAUCAUUAGCAUCAAGAACCUGAAGCGUCGAUUUAGAGGCGCUAAGAUGAGUCAUAUAUAUAAGGAAUUUGACCUAAUUGUGGCAGAUUUUCGGGUUCAUCACCUACUUGGUGAUAUCCUUGGAAAUAGAUUUUACCAUGGGAAUAAGAAACUGCCUUUCGUUAUUCGCUUCUCCCGAAUGGUUCCCGCAAAAGGUCAGAAAAUGCCCGACGAGUGUGAUCCCUCCUAUGUUAGGGCUCAGCUGAGGAGCAUCUGCAAGAAUACCUCCUAUGUUCCCAACAACGACAACUGCCUCAGCGUCAAGAUUGGUAUAAUUGGCAAGACAUCGGUAGCCGAAAUGAUAGAAAAUGCCCACGACGUGAUGGAAUUUCUAACUGAUAAGAACAAAAGGCCGCAAGGUGGUGUCAUAAAAGGUGGCAUCACUUCGGUUUUCGUCAAGACAAGCAAUAGUCCUUCUCUGUCCAUCUACGAGAAGGCUCGCGAGACUACCGAUGAGCCUCGCGAUGAACCGCUAAGACUUUGA